AUGCCCUUUCCUGAUCAGGUGUCUUAUGUGAAAAGCAACAAGUUAGGAGAUGCUGUUCUAGGCUCUAUUUCAGUAGUUAUUCCUCAUCUAGAUGAAAGUUUACUCCCCCCCCCCACUUGUUUUGCAGAGAUUCGAGCCCAACUUAUCGAACAACUGAAAUGUCUUGAUCAGCAAUGUGAACUUAGAGUCCAACUGCUUCAGGAUUUGCAGGAUUUUUUUCGCAAGAAAGCUGAAAUUGAAAUGGAUUACUCCAGGAACUUGGAGAAGCUGGCUGAACGAUUUCUUGCAAAAACAAGGAGCACCAAAGACCAGCAAUUCAAGAAGGAUCAGAAUGUUCUUUCUCCUGUCAAUUGCUGGAAUCUCCUCUUGAAUCAGGUGAAGAGGGAGAGCAGGGACCACACUACUUUGAGUGACAUCUAUCUGAACAACAUAAUCCCUCGGUUUGUUCAAGUCAGUGAAGACUCUGGACGACUUUUCAAAAAGAGUAAAGAAGUUGGGCAGCAGCUCCAAGAAGACCUGAUGAAAGUCCUGAAUGAGCUCUACACGGUAAUGAAGACCUACCACAUGUACAAUGCUGACAGCAUCAGUGCUCAAAGCAAGCUGAAAGAGGCAGAGAAACAGGAAGAAAAACAGAUUGGUAAGUCUGUGAAGCAAGAGGAAAAGCAAACUCCACGCUCCCCUGAUUCAGCCUCCAGUGUCAAGUUUGAAGAAAAGCAUGUCCGACGGAGCUCAGUCAAGAAGAUUGAGAAGAUGAAAGAGAAGCGCCAAGCAAAAUACACAGAAAAUAAACUGAAGGCUAUUAAGGCAAGAAAUGAAUAUCUGCUGGCUCUGGAAGCCACCAAUGCAUCUGUAUUCAAGUAUUAUAUCCAUGACCUGUCUGAUCUCAUUGAUCAGUGCUGUGACCUAGGGUAUCAUGCCAGCCUUGGUAGGGCACUUAGGACAUUCCUAUCAGCAGAGCUCAAUCUAGAACAAUCAAAGCACGAGGGCCUGGAUGCCAUUGAGAAUGCUGUUGAAAACCUGGAUGCCAACAGCGACAAGCAGCGCCUGAUGGAAAUGUGUAACAGUGUCUUCUGCCCACCGAUGAAGUUUGAGUUUCAGCCCCAUAUGGGUGACAUGGUAUUCCAGCUAUGUGCCCAGCAACCAGUGCAGAGUGAGUUGGUACAAAGAUGUCAGCAGCUGCAGUCUAGGCUGUCCACUCUGAAGAUUGAAAAUGAAGAGGUUAAAAAAACAAUGGAAGCCACACUGCAGACUAUUCAGGAUAUUGUCACUAUUGAAGAUUUUGAUGUAUCUGAUUGCUUCCAGUAUAGCAAUUCUAUGGAGUCUGUAAAAUCAACAGUUUCUGAAACAUUCAUGAGCAAGCCAAGCAUUGCCAAGAGACGGGCCAAUCAACAGGAGACAGAACAGUUCUACUUCACAAAAUUGAAGGAAUAUCUGGAAGGGAGGAAUCUCAUCACCAAGCUCCAGGCCAAGCAUGACCUCCUUCAGAAGACUCUGGGAGAAAGUCAAAGAACUGACUGCUCUCUUGCAAGCAGACGCAGUUCUACUAUAAGAAAGCAGGAUUCCAGCCAAGCAAUUCCUUUGGUAGUAGAGAGCUGUAUACGAUUCAUUAGCAGACAUGGACUCCAGCAUGAAGGAAUAUUCAGGGUAUCUGGAUCUCAGGUUGAGGUGAAUGAUAUAAAAAAUGCAUUUGAGAGAGGUAAGAGCAGUUGUGUUUGCCUCUGCGUUUGCUUUUGUGCUUCAGGAUUUAAGAGACGCUAAAACUGAAGUUGCAAAUGAAGAUGACAUCUUCUUUUCCAUGCUUGUCAUGCUGCUGUAAUGGCUAUAAGCAGAGUAUAUUUUCCACAUCCCUGCUCCCCACCCCCACCCCAGUGCUCAGUAACCUUUGGUAUCUAAAUCCCUUAGGUUUCUGCUUCUUGUCACAUCACGAUAUAAACUUUUCAGACUGAAGGUGUAUGGAAUUUCCAAAAGGCCUUAUAACUUAUUUUUAAUUGCUUUAAGUUAUGACAUUUUCAUAAGUAAAUGGGAUAGUUACAGCAGAAAGUUCAUGAACGAAAAGUUUUAAUGGUUGCUGAUAGAAGGGAUAGCUCUUCAAAUCUGGCAUAGGUUUCCUCACAUUCUUUUGUCCCCCAAAGCUCCCACAUCACAUCC
This is a messenger RNA of Python bivittatus (Burmese python), 2148 nucleotides long. NCBI's taxonomy places the organism in Eukaryota, Metazoa, Chordata, Lepidosauria, Squamata, Pythonidae. The record is from RefSeq and is a predicted model, not a curated record.